UUGCGUCGUCUUCGCGCCGCGACGCUAGUUCGUUCUUAUUAGUGAAAAAGAAAAAAAACUUAUCCUCCCUCUCUUUCUCUCUCGUGCGCGCGUGCGUUCGAACGAGAGGGAGAGAGAGAGAGAGAAAGAGAGAAUAUCUAAACGACGAGGUGUUUGAAUUUUUGUGCGUUGUGUGUCUUUCUUUUUAUCGAAUUUUCUCGCGAGCGUACUUCGUUUUGUCUUGUUUUCUUGUGUUUCAAAAAAAAAAAAACGAACAAAAAGGAAAAAACAUCCUUCUUUCUUCUUCUUCUUCUUCCCAACUUCGUUUUCACUCGAAAUCCAAACAAUGGCGUAUCUAAACGGUAGCGAGUAUACGAUUCGAGAAUGGAGCCAGGAAGCGAGCGAAUCGACGAGAAGAAUUUAGAAAAGGACAAAGAGAAAAGUAAUCUAAUCAACGAGAAGAAGGAAGAAAAGGCAUUGAGAGAAUUACGAGUUCAAACGGUGGACAAAUUAACGAAUAUCGAAAAAAACGUCCUCGUAUAUUCUUCAUCGUAUGGUCAAAAGAAAGAGAAAAAGGUCGUUAAGCUCGUCGAAGAAGAAGCUGGCGAGAAAAGGAAUAUAAAUAAUAAUAAUAAUAAUAAUAGCGGCAACGACAAGACUAAUAGUAAUAGUAAUAAUAAUAAUAAGGAUAACCUGGUAUUUGAGAAGCCAUCGUUUCCAUCUUUCAAGGAAAAAAUCAAACCUAUUAAGCUGAUCAAACGUCCAACGACGAUCAGCAAUUUAUUAGUCGCAGGUUUAGACACGAAAAACUUUUUAAUUAAAGAGGAGAACUCGAAGGCGACCGAUGAAAAUUUUCGAGGAAUACCGAUAAAGAGGGAGGAUGUUAAGAAGGAUGUUAUUACGAAUGACGAGAAGAAGAGAAUCGAUCAGAGCCCGUUAGAUCGUUUGGAAGAAAGUAGAUCGAAGAUCAAAAUAUUGCAAGAUAAUUUGGGCACACAGAUACAAGCUAUCACAGCAUUGAGUUAUAACGAAGAAUUAUCGAAUCGUCCUUCGAGAUCGUCGCUCGAAAUCGAAACGAGUCAAACCCUUAACGAGAUAAAAUUCGAUUUAGAUUUUUUAGAAAGGCAAAGAUUGGACGAUAGAUUGGAGAUAGAGGAGAAACGUUUAAAGGAUAAGGAUUUGGAAACUAAAUCGCGUUAUUGCAAAAAAGUAACCGAAAUUGAGAAAAGAUGGUCAGGGGAAUUUCUUCAACGUAGAUCUACAAAUGAGGAUCGAUUGGAUUCGUCGUCAUCGGAAUCGUCCUACGUUGAAGAAUUCGGAAGUGUAUCGUCCCAGGAGAGUAUAGUAGUUGAAAGAUCUAUAAAAUUGUCUAAUGUGAAGUUUGAAGAAGAUCAAGUAAUAUCAUCCAGAAGACCGUCCGUAGAAUUUUUGGAAGGUAGUACAGUCAGUACGCUUGGCUCGGACUCUGGAUUGGACGAGGAAGAGAAAAAACUCGCGAAGGACUUUUGUGUCGAUCAACGAUCCUCCGGCGAUAGAUCGUACGAGGAAAGGAAAUUGAACGAUCGAUCGAUUCCAAGGGAAUCCAAAGGGACAAGCGAAACGGAAAAUAAGAUAGAGUCAACAAAUAUCGAGGACGGAUACGCCAAACUGAUAAGAGAAUUUACAAUGGAGCCUGGUGUUUCGAGAUUGAAGAAGGAAGAAAAGCAGAAAAAGAAAUCUGGCUUAAGAAGAUUGUUACCGGGUUUCUUUUCGCCGAAGGACUCGAGAAAGGAUUAUAACAACAAGAAGAAGGAACGAAAAGAGAGAAGGAAACAGGACGAGAGACAUUUCGCUCGUUAUCAACAAAAUGGUAAUUACACGAGAUCCCCCGACACUAUGAAUUUGAACGAGGAUAUAAAGAGAAACGUAAAGUUGGAUAACAGUUUGAACGGUUCGAUAAUCGAGGAAAGAUUGGACGAGAUCAAACGCGAAUUGUUUCCCGAUCAAGGAUUGAUCACAAGUACGCCCGAUCAUUUUUCCGAAAACGACGACGGAAGGAAGAUCUUACAACAAUCGAAAUAUCGUACGGAUGUAGCGCCAUCGAAUUCGAUCGUACAGGAUGUCGAUAGAUGGUACGAUAGGAAAAUAUCGUCGAACGAAAAAUACGAGGAAAGAAAUUUAGAGGAGGACGUUGAGAUAAAGACGGGAUUGGAAUUGGACAAUCGAAGAUUAAUGAUAGGUGGCCAAUUGGAACGUAAGCACAGUCUUCAAGAAGCGGCAAAUCGUGGUGGCCGAAUGUUCUUUCAAAGGAAUCACGGACCAUCUGGUAGGAUCUCGGCACCACCCACUGAAAGAUAUUUUUCUAAAUCAAGAUCGGUAAGACCGAUGGAUAGACCUUUACCGGCUAUACCACGUUCCAGAAUAGAAUUAUCCAAUUAUGAGAAUUACGAGAGGCAACAGCAGCAGCAGCAGCAACAGCAGCAACAGCAGCAGCAGCGGCAACAGGAGGAGGAAGAGGAGGAGGAGGAGGAGGAAGAGGAAGAGGAAGAGGAGAGGGAGUCGCGCGUGGAAAAUUAUGAAAACGAAGUUGCGAGACAAUCCGUAACAGCGGUUAUCAUCGAUACCACCGGGAGUCACGAUAGAAUCGGGAAAUAUUCGUCGCCUGGAUCCAGCCAAAAGUCAGGCGAUUAUGCCGAUUCCUGUUGUACACCUAAUUCCAGUCAAAAGAGCGAAUUCUCGCCGUCCAGUUCGAAAAGUGGUGAAUAUUAUUUGAAUUCACCGAGAACAAGCGCUAGAACAUCACCAAGUACACAAACCGAAGGGAUUUAUGCGAACGAGAAUCCACGGUCUAUGAAGAAUCCCGAUUACGUGGACGAGAUCGAGGAACGAGUAUACGACGAGACACCACCUUCUCCGCUUAGAGAUAAUCCUGAUAAUAACGUCGAUAGAAAGGUCGAUAAUGACGGUGUUAAUACGAGCAAUAAAAUUCCUAUUGCGAGUAAAAAGUGUUUGUCGUCGCCAAGAGGAGCCUCGAGGAAGGCUCAGCCGAGCGAUCAAAUUUUAAUAGCUUCGCCUAAAAGAGAAAUUAUUUACGAUAGAAGAACGUUCGGUAAUAUCCAACGUAUACGCUCAGAAUCACCGGUUAAUGUGUCGAAGGAACGCGUCGAAAGGAUCAACGAUAUUGCUUUUUCUAAAAUUAAGGAAAGUCAAGGUCAACGUAAUCGCGAGAACAACGAUGGAAAUAGAUCGGCCAAUAGUUUGCCACCAUUAUCGAUGAUACCAACGGCAUCGUCGUCGGCCGGUUCGUCGGUCUGUUCUACGAUGAAAAAUCUUCAAAGACCUGAACCAAUUUAUGCUGGUUCUCGUUUACGAACGGAGUCCAGCCCGUGCAGAAGGAACGUUAAUGAUUCGUCCGGUACGACGUCUGUCUCGAGUCAAGAAAAAAUUUAUACCAGCAAAGGUUCUCUCCAACGUGAACCAAUUUCGGAUAGGCAAAGACCACGUGUUCUUGUUAAUGAAAAUUCUUCCUCGAUACCUAACGAGGCCAACGUUCAUCAAGUUUGUUGCAAUCCAGUAGCGUCGCUUUCGUCCUCCUCGACGUCACCUUCGAAAAGACGAACUAUGCAACAUUUGGAAGCUUUUUAUUGGCAACAAAAAGCAUUGGAAGCUCAUAGAAAAACUGGAUUGCCUGUUAACAACGAAUCGGUACGCGGCGAUGCAAUCCGCGACAAACAACAAACUUCUCACAAGAUAAAUCUCCCAGAGAUUCGGGAAGCCGUUUAUUGGCAACAAUUGAAGAAACUUGACGAGGAACAACAAAGGCGAAUUUACGAAAGAAAUUUAAUGGAAGAGCCGAGGCUCGAAUCGCGAACAAUUUCGAAUCGUCCGAUUGGUCGAUCCGCCAUACGUCAACAGCCAACAGGAACGCCAACCGAUACCAACAUAGAUCGAUCUUAUUGGUCAAAUGAAAAAACACGUACCGCGAAAACGAAUAAUCCAUUGAGACCUAACUUGAUGCACGGCCAAAAGGGUUCGACCCAACCGAUUCUAAUAGUCAGACCUCAACAGCACGCGAUACGUGAUCGACAAGAGAUACCAAUUAAAUCGCUCGACGAUCAUUCCAGAUUGAGCCCUAGAAGAUCGAAGAGUGCUUCGCCGCAUUUACGCGUUAAUCGUAAUCUCAAUAAAUCCGACGGUGGUAUAGUUUAUAAUUACGACGAUGAGAACGAUUCGAACGAUCCCAAUAAACAAAUACGACCGCAUCCUAUAUUCAAACGUGGAAGUUUAGUAAGUAGCGAUUCCGUCGAAUAUUCGACGACCGGUACGAAAAGAGUCAGUUUUUCUAAUCAAAAUGUUGGUACCGAAUUAUCCAAUGGUAAUUGGCCGACCAAACAUGGAACGGCCUCCGAACCACCAACGAGAAGGCACAGAAGCGACGACAGCGUUUCCGAUACCGAUUCCGUAUUCAUUCGUGAUACUAAUUUGGAUAUCGUAUAUACUGGUUAUCCAACGGCUUCUUGUUCUCGUAACUUAGAAGCCAGUUAUGGUUAUCAACGGACACCUCGAAACGAUUCAAAGUCUCUCCCUCAAGAAUACGAUGCCGAUAGACCACUUCCACCAUUACCCAAGGAACCUAAUCUCAGUCAAGGACAAAGAUGGAACGUCCCUCCUAAUAAUUAUAGGAAGUGGCCUGCCCUUUGCGAGAGCGAAAGCGGAAGCGAAGCUGCCGGGGAGGUUCAACGGAUAUUUGCGAGGACUGACGAGGAAGAGUGGAAUCCAGAUGGAAAGGGUCGACAGUCAAACGAUACCGGUGGAUCCGGCAGGGUGGAGGGUGAAGUCGGCUCGAACGAGCUUACUCUUACGCCGGGUAGACGGAGCAUCGCCGGAGGUGGUGGAGGCGGCAUCGGUGGCGGGGGCGGCGGUAGCAUCGGCGGCGGUGCUGGAGGCGGAGGAGUUGGAGGAGGAGGAGGUGGUGGUGGAGGAGGUGGCGGUGGAGGAGGAGGUGUGGUUGGGAUCGGUGGUGGAGUCGGUGGGGGUGGUGGUGUCGGAGGAAACGAAAUCGGAGGUGGAAGGGUCGGUUCGGGUAGUGGUGGUGGUGGUGGUGGGAGUCGUUCGAGGGACGAGCCGAGAAGGCACACCCUUGGUGGCGAUCAUCAACCCUCUCUUCAUCAUCAGCAGUUCAACGCCGGGGGCCAACAGUUACACCCCCUUCAUCCCCGUCACUUGCCGCCACCCCAUAGCCAAUACGGCACCAUGGAUCUCGAGAUGGGGACCAAGUCUCGCCAGAGAAAGUCGCCUCUUCUGCGCGGUUACACGCCACCCUCGUCAACGAUGCUAUUCGACGAUGAUCCAGGCAUCAUGUCCGAAGUGGAAACCUCCAGUACUGGUUUUCGAAGGGGUGGAAAACAAAGAAGUAGCCUACCCGUUGUCCGAACUCCAAGUAAAACUUUGGAGCGACCAUUAGACGAUUCCCCAGGACUGGUGUUCCUACAGUACAGGAACGAGACGAAGAGGGCACUUCUCCCAAACGAAAUAACCAGCAUAGACACUGUAAAGGCUCUCUUCGUCAGAAGCUUUCCAAAACAGUUAACUAUGGAAUAUCUCGACAGUCCACAUGUAAAGGUUUACAUACACGAUAGUAACAAGAACGUCUUCUACGAGCUAGAAGAUCACAGGUUACAUCUACGAGAUAUCAGGGAUAGAAGCGUUUUAAAACUAUUUGAAAGUGCCGAUGGAGUCGCUGGAAUGCCUGGUCCAUUGGGUAUACCAGGCGGUGGAGGAUUGCCACCUCAUUGGGAGGAUCAAAGUUAUUUCAGUGAGCCUGAAUUUGACAGCGAGUAUCAACAUCAACAUAUUCACAAGAGUAAGACAGCGAAAAAUUCCAAUUCCGGUAGUGGUGGAUAUUACGUUGGUGGUAGUAGUACUUUACCACGAGGUGGAUCUCUUUUAAGGGCGUAUAGUCCAGCAGCAUCGUCGGUAGUGGCAGGACCAAAUGCAACUCCAACACAACCGAAGCCAUUAUCUACACCAGGAGGUGGCGCGGUGCCGCCAGCCAAGCCGCUUCGCAGCUACCAGUGCGGCAAAAAUCCCCUUGGAAGUCUUGGGGGCUCUGCUCGUUUCUCUAGAGACAGCUCGGUCUCCCUCUAUAGUAUACCAGAUCGAUUGCACGGUGAGAGUGGUUACAUGAGCAGUCCCGAACGAGGUGGUGGUGUUGGAUCUGCUACUGGAAGAUAUCCACCUGGUCCCUAUAGCACUGGUAGCAGCUAUGAGGAGCCUUAUUAUUCGCAGUAUUCCGGAACAGUGACACCUGUCAUCGACGAAGAAGCAAGUUGUGGGUGGUGCAGCGAUACGGAGCUAUUGGAGGAAUCUUACAGCCUCUACGGCGUGAAACCACCAGGUCGACCACCUUCUGGACCCCCUCGAUCUCCGUUCAUACCACCAACGGCAGCCCCUAUACCCACUGGACAGAGCUACGACGCUACUCGGAUAAGGGUGGAGCACAUGGAGAGACAAUUGGCUAACCUAACGGGUCUGGUUCACAAGGCUUUGACACAUGCACCACAUACGAGUCCAUCACCAAGAGACUACUUACAGGUUCCUGCAGGUCGUGACCCUUAUGCGCGAACUACAGGCGCCGGGGAUGAGUUCGACAAACAUUCUAGCUCCAGCUCUGCCUCACUGCCAGUCUGUCAAACUACCAUUACAGAUGACUCGUUCUUAAGGACAGACGUUAAACCACCGAAAUUAGGCAAAGACAAGUCGGUGUCCUUUGAAAAGUCAGUGUCCUUCAGUGACGAGCCGCCAGAUAUGAAUUCACCAAAACAACAUUCCCCCCAACACGCAGCGGAUACAAAGCCUACGAAACCGGCAAUCAAAUCCUCCACGUUGCCGAGGAUGUCUUCGCAAGAACGAGAGAGACAUAAGCCAACUCCACCACCUAAGCCAGCAGCCUUGGUAGCUGGUCAAUACGUUUAUCGUGAUUUGGCCUUGACACCAGAGAUGUAUAAUCAAUUAAGAGGAUUACAGAAAAAGGCUAAGGAUCUUCGACAGGACGUAAAGAAUCUCAGACGUUUGUCACAAUCUCAGGCGCAUACUGUACGAGAAACUAUCAGGGAUACUUUUAUCACUAUCAGAGCAAUGUUAUUGUCCGGUGGAGACGCAGCUUGGGCUGCUGGUGAUGCCGAGAAAGUUCGGCUCAGUCGAGAGGAAGACCUCUACAAACAGGAAAUGCUUAGGCUGGAAAAAGAUCUUACCGAGCUCGAGAGUACGGUGGAGGAACUUCGUGGUAAUGUCAUCAAUAGAAAAACACGUGUGAAUAUGUCAGACGUCGAGAAUAUGGCAUUGAUAUUAAAUAAAUCGAGCAAAGCCGUGGCGGAUUUAAAGGUACGAUUUCCAAGUCUACAAGAAGGUAUGAAGGGUCUUCUAAGUUCCGAAAUGGAGAAGAUCGUACGCGAGGAGAAGUUCCUAAAGGAAGAACCUGAGAGACUGGAGUCUGCGUUGAGACGUUGCAAGAAGUUAACUGGUACACUCGUUACGCUGAAACGCUUGGCCUCGGUGCAAGAGCAGCGAUUACCAAAUGCAGCAAGCGUGGAUGCCGAAGAGACCCCACCAAUAACACCAACCUCAGCGCAACAUUCCAAGUUGACUAAUACCGGACAGCAAUCGAUGCCAAAUGUAAAAGAGCCCCAAACGAGUACUGACUUGUAACACGCACAACGCACGCACAAAACGUAUAACCGACCGCAGGUCCGUGCACGCACAUUCGCACAGUCUACGUAUGCAUGUUACGUUUAGCGUCGUUAGAAAGUUUCCUUGGGUAUCGUGCGAAAAUGGAAAACUCUGACAUAUUGAAAAAAUCGAUAUACGAUCUCGUAUUAGAACUGUAUCGAUUUUUUCAUACGUCAUUGGCUUAUACACACGGUAGAAACGUGAUACCGAAUAGCAAUGUGAUAUAUGUAUAUAUAUUUAUAUAUAUAUGUGUGUGUGUGUAUGCGUGCGUGUGUGCGCGCGUAUGUGUGUGUGCGUGUGUGUAUAUUUUUUUUCUUCCAUUUUUAUACUCUCACAAUUGCUAUUGGGUAUAACGUUUUUGUUAAACGCUCAAGUAUGCGCCGAAGCGAAAGCUACAAGUUAUGGAUUAUUAUAUGUGUGGAAAAGGCAAAUCGUGAU
Vespa crabro (European hornet) is the source of this 8124-nucleotide messenger RNA. RefSeq lists its product as uncharacterized. Gene Ontology annotation, cellular component: cytoplasm. Bases 364 to 7665 code for a protein of 2433 amino acids. The record is from RefSeq and is a predicted model, not a curated record. Lineage: Eukaryota; Metazoa; Arthropoda; Insecta; Hymenoptera; Vespidae. The transcript has 24 exons.